Messenger RNA from Kwoniella botswanensis, 714 nucleotides. RefSeq lists its product as uncharacterized. The record is from RefSeq and is a predicted model, not a curated record. Bases 1 to 714 code for a protein of 237 amino acids. The transcript is spliced from 6 exons. Lineage: Eukaryota; Fungi; Basidiomycota; Tremellomycetes; Tremellales; Cryptococcaceae. Gene Ontology annotation, cellular component: nucleus.
AUGCCACGAACGAUCCUGAUCACAGGCGCUACAGGACAACAGGGAGGUGCCACUCUGAGAGCUUUGACCGAGUCCACCCGGCUUUCCGAUGGUUUGUCAAUCAGACUACUAGCUUUGACACGGAAUUCUUCAUCCCAGAAGGCGAACGCGCUGCUCAGUAUUCCUGGUGUGCAAGUCGUACAGGGAGAUCUCCGCGAUAAGUCUAGUAUCAGCAAAAUCUUCGAAUCUUAUGCGAUUGACUCGGUCUUUGGCGUUCAAGAUAUAUUUCAAGGCAAUGAAGUCGAGCAAGGUACGACUCUAGUCGAUGUGGCUGUGACGUAUGGAGUUAAACAGUUCGUAUAUACCAGUGUUGACAUGUCAGGACUAAGUCCCAGUCCGAUCCCUCACUUCGAGACGAAACGUCAAAUCGAAGAGCACCUGAAAGCCCGAUCAUCCCAAUCACAGAUGGUAUACACCAUCCUCCGACCUUCAGCCUUCUUUGGAAAAUUUUUCAAGGAGGUUAAGAAUGUCUCCUGGGAGGAUCCUGAACAGGAUGUUGAGGUUGGUACAGAGUUAACGAAUGCUCUCAAUACUAUCAACGUUCAUCCUUUUGAAGGCACUCCGGAAGAGACAAGACAGCUUUUCCCCUGGGUAAAAGACCUUCCCACCUGGCUGGACACAGAAUUUCACGCAGGAACGAUGAUCGGACAGCUAGGAAACUCAAGCUCACACUGA